GCCCUUCACAAAAGCACCGCUUCCCCAGGUUUUCUCCCUUCUCUUCAUCAUACCCAAACACCUCAACUCCUCUUCUCUUCCUCUCUCCUCCCUUAGCCAUCUCCGAAUCCCGCCUAGCCGCCUCCCUUCCCACCCCCCGCGGCCUCCUCUUCUGCGGCCGAUGUGCUCUCCUCGUCGGUCGAAAACCCUGAAGGUGAGGCACAAGUGAGAAAUCCCUAUCGGAGAUGGCAGCGGCGGCGAUGGCAGCGCACAGGGCCAGUUUCCCACUGCGGCUGCAGCAGAUCCUGUCUGGCAGCCGCGCCGUGUCGCCGGCGAUCAAAGUCGAGUCCGAGCCGCCAGCAAAAGUCAAAGCAUUUAUUGAUCGUGUAAUCAAUAUUCCACUACAUGACAUUGCCAUACCACUAUCAGGCUUCCAUUGGGAGUUCAAUAAGGGAAAUUUUCACCAUUGGAAGCCUCUGUUUAUGCAUUUUGAUACAUAUUUCAAGACAUACAUCUCUUCUAGGAAGGAUCUUCUCUUGUCUGAUGAUAUGUCUGAGGGUGAACCGUUGACAAAAAAUACCAUCUUACAAAUUUUGAGAGUUAUGCAAAUUGUGUUGGAAAAUUGCCAGAACAAAACGUCCUUUGCUGCCCUUGAGGUAAGCUGGUGUUCUUUUUAUGUGCUUUUGAACUCUUUACUAAUGUCCCAAAGAUGGGAAUUUCAGACCCUUGUUUUUAUCCCACUUAAACUGAUCAUUGUCCUCUACUCCCUGUAUCAGCAUUUUAAGAAUCUGUUGGCGUCAUCAGAUCCUGAGGUAGUUGUUGCGGCUUUGGAAACUCUUGCUUCAGUGGUGAAAAUAAAUCCUUCAAAAUUGCAUAUGAAUGGAAAACUGAUCAACUGUGGAGCUAUAAAUAGCCAUCUUCUAUCAUUGGCCCAAGGAUGGGGUAGCAAGGAGGAAGGUCUAGGCUUGUAUUCCUGUGUUGUGGCAAAUGAGCGAAAUCAGCUGGAGGGUUUGUGCUUAUUCCCAGUAGACAUGGAGAACAAAUAUGAUGGCACACAACAUCGUCUUGGGUCCACUCUUCAUUUUGAGUAUAAUUUGGCACCUGUCCAAGAUUCUGAUCAAACAAGUGACAAGUCAUCUAAUCUCUGUGUGAUACAUAUGCCAGACCUGCACCUUCGGAAGGAGGAUGACUUGAGCAUAUUGAAGCAAUGCAUCGACAAGUUUAAUGUGCCUCCAGAGCACCGGUUUGCCUUGUUUACAAGGAUAAGAUAUGCACAUGCUUUUAAUUCCCCGAGGACAUGCAGGCUAUAUAGUCGCAUAAGUCUCCUUUCUUUCAUUGUUCUCGUGCAAUCCAGUGAUGCCCAUGAUGAGCUGACAUCGUUCUUCACAAAUGAGCCAGAGUACAUAAAUGAGUUAAUCCGGCUUGUUCGGUCAGAAGAUAUUGUUCCUGGGCCCAUCCGUGCGUUGGCUAUGCUUGCACUGGGAGCACAGUUAGCAGCAUAUGCAUCAUCUCAUGAGCGAGCUAGGAUACUGAGCGGCUCAAGUAUUAUCUCUGCUGGUGGAAACCGCAUGGUCUUGCUUAGUGUUCUGCAGAAAGCAAUAUCGUCCCUCAGUAGCCCUAAUGAUACCUCAUCUCCUUUAAUUGUUGAUGCCCUUCUGCAGUUCUUUUUGCUUCAUGUGCUGUCAUCUUCGAGUUCUGGGACCACCGUUAGGGGUUCAGGGAUGGUUCCACCUCUCCUGCCUCUCCUGCAAGAUAAGGAUCCUUCCCACAUGCAUCUUGUCUGUUUGGCAGUAAAGACCCUUCAGAAGCUGAUGGAGUACAGCAGCCCUGCUGUUUCCCUGUUUAAAGAUUUGGGUGGUGUAGAACUUUUGUCUCAGAGGUUACAUGUGGAGGUGCAGCGUGUUAUUGGUGUUGCUGACAUUACUUUAGUGGUUGCCAGUGAUACAUCAAAAUCAGAAGAUGACCAUCUUUACUCACAGAAGCGACUGAUUAAGGCUUUGCUCAAGGCAUUAGGUUCUGCUACAUAUUCUCCUGCAAAUCCUGCUCGCUCUCAAAGCUCCAAUGAUAACUCUUUGCCCAUGUCACUUUCCCUAAUAUUCCAGAAUGUUGCAAAGUUUGGUGGCGAUAUAUACUUCUCUUCAGUUACUGUUAUGAGUGAGAUAAUACAUAAGGAUCCUACAUGUUUUCCUGCUUUGAAGGAACUUGGUCUUCCCGAUGCCUUCCUGUCAUCGGUGACUGCUGGGGUGAUACCAUCUUGUAAAGCUCUUGUAUGUGUACCCAAUGGCCUGGGCGCAAUCUGCCUUAAUAACCAAGGACUUGAGUCUGUCAGGGAAACUUCGGCUCUGCGUUUUCUUGUAGAGACAUUCACUAGUAGGAAAUAUCUGAUACCAAUGAAUGAAGGUGUUGUUCUUUUAGCCAAUGCAGUGGAAGAGCUUCUUCGUCAUGUGCAGUCCCUUAGAAGUACUGGUGUUGAUAUCAUCAUUGAAAUAAUCAACAAACUUUCUUCACCUCGUGGUGAUAAAAUCACUGAAGCAGCCAGCUAUGAAGAAAAAACCGAUAUGGAAACAGAUGUUGAAGGGCGUGAUUUAGUAAGUGCCAUGGAUUCUGGCACAGAUGGAACUAGUGAUGAGCAGUUUUCUCAUUUGAGCAUUUUCCAUGUUAUGGUAUUGGUGCACAGGACAAUGGAAAAUUCAGAAACUUGCAGGCUGUUUGUAGAAAAGGGAGGUCUACAGACUCUGUUGACACUCUUGCUGCGACCCACCAUCACCCAAUCUUCUGGUGGGAUGCCUAUUGCUUUGCACAGCACUAUGGUAUUCAAGGGCUUUACUCAACAGCAUUCUACUCCACUUGCGCGUGCAUUUUGCUCCUCUUUGAAGCAGCACUUGAAGAAUGCCCUACAGGAACUUGAUACAGUUUUUAGGUCAUGUGAAGUGAAUAAGUUGGAAAAAGGAGCCAUUCCAUCACUUUUUAUUGUUGAAUUUCUGCUCUUCCUUGCGGCAUCGAAAGACAACCGCUGGAUGAGCGCUCUACUCUCAGAAUUUGGAGAUGUCAGCAGGGAUGUGCUGGAAGAUAUUGGAAGAGUUCACCGGGAAGUGCUUUGGCAAAUUUCACUUCUUGAUGAGAAGAAAAUAGAGCCUGAAGCUAGUUCUCCUUCAGCAAGUGAGGCCCAGCAAGUUGAUGCUGCUGUGGGCGACACUGAUGAUAACAGAUACACCUCCUUUCGCCAAUAUCUUGAUCCUCUUUUAAGGCGACGGGGUUCUGGGUGGAACAUAGAGUCUCAGGUAUCUGACCUUAUCAAUAUCUACCGUGAUAUGGGCCGUGCAGCUACUGACUCUCACAGAGUUGGUGCUGAUAGAUACCCUAGUGCAGGGUUGCCCUCAAAUUCCCAGGAUCAGCCAUCCAGUUCAUCUGAUGCAAAUGCGAAGUCAGAAGAGGACAAGAAAAGGUCUGAGCAUUCGUCCUGCUGUGACAUGAUGAGGUCACUUUCUUACCAUAUUAACCAUCUGUUUAUGGAGCUUGGUAAAGCAAUGCUGCUUACAUCUCGUCGUGAGAACAACCCUAUAAAUCUAUCUCCAUCUGUUGUGUCUGUUGCUAGCAAUAUUGCUUCUAUCGUGUUAGAGCACCUCAAUUUUGAGGGGCAUACAAUCAGUCCAGAGAGGGAGAUUACUGUUGCUACAAAGUGCCGAUACCUUGGAAAGGUUGUUGAGUUUAUUGAUGGGAUAUUGUUGGACAGACCAGAAUCAUGCAAUCCAAUCAUGGUGAAUUCUUUUUAUUGCCGUGGUGUCAUCCAGGCUAUCUUAACCACAUUUGAAGCUACCAGUGAGUUGCUUUUCGCAAUGAACAGGCCACCCUCGUCACCUAUGGAGACUGAUAGUAAAUCUGGGAAGGAAGAGAAGGAUACUGAUUGUUCAUGGAUUUAUGGCCCCCUUUCCAGCUAUGGUGCAGCCAUGGACCAUCUUGUAACUUCAUCAUUUAUUCUCUCUUCAUCGACAAGACAACUACUUGAGCAGCCUAUUUUUAGUGGAACUGUCAGGUUUCCACAAGAUGCAGAGAGAUUCAUGAAGUUGCUUCAGUCUAAAGUCUUAAAGACUGUUCUUCCCAUCUGGGCCCAUCCACAGUUUCCAGAAUGCAAUCUUGAGUUAAUCAGUUCAGUCACAUCCAUCAUGAGGCAUGUUUACUCUGGGGUAGAAGUAAAAAACACUGUUAGCAACAUUGCUGCUCGUUUGGCUGGUCCACCCCCUGACGAGAAUGCAAUUUCCCUGAUAAUAGAGAUGGGCUUUUCUCGUGCCAGAGCUGAAGAAGCAUUAAGACAGGUUGGAACGAAUAGCGUUGAGAUCGCGACUGAUUGGUUGUUUUCACACCCGGAGGAACCACCAGAGGAUGAUGAACUUGCUCGAGCUCUUGCUAUGUCUCUAGGGAAUUCUGAUACACCUGUUCAAGAGGAAGAUGACAGAACUAAUGAUCUUGAGCUUGAAGAAGUAAACGUUCAGAUCCCUCCCAUUGAUGAAGUAUUAUCUUCAUGUCUUAGGCUGCUGCAGGCAAAGGAAACAUUAGCUUUUCCUGUCCGGGAUAUGCUUGUGACUAUCAGCUCACAGAAUGACGGCCAAAACCGUGUGAAGGUGCUUACAUAUUUGAUUGAUCAUCUGAAGCAAUGUCUUGUGGCAUCUGAUCCUUUGAAAAACACUGCAUUAUCUGCUUUUUUCCAUGUUCUUGCUUUGAUUCUUCAUGGAGAUACCGCUGGUCGUGAAGUUGCCUCGAAGGCUGGUCUUAUCAAGGUUGUUUUGAGUCUGCUGUGCAGCUGGGAGCCGGAGCCAAGGGAAGGUCAAACAACCAAGGUUCCCAAUUGGGUUACUUCCUGUUUCCUUUCUGUUGAUAGAAUGCUCCAGUUGGAACCCAAGUUGCCAGAUGUUACUGAGCUUGAUGUUCUCAAAAAGGAUAAUUCUCCUACGCAAACAUCUGUUGUGAUUGAUGACAGCAAGAAGAAGGAUUCAGAAUCUUCCUCAAAUGUAGGGUUAUUGGACUUGGAGGACCAGGAACAACUUUUGAGGAUCUGCUGUAAAUGCAUUCAGAAGCAGUUGCCUUCUGGUACAAUGCAUGCUAUUCUUCAGUUGUGUGCUACACUGACGAAAGUCCAUGUGGCUGCUAUCAGUUUUCUUGAGUCUGGUGGCCUACAUGCGUUGCUAAGUUUGCCGACAAGUAGCUUGUUUUCUGGAUUCAACAGUGUGGUCUCUACAAUUAUCCGUCAUAUUUUGGAGGAUCCCCAUACCCUUCAGCAAGCUAUGGAAUUAGAGAUACGCCAUAGUCUUGUCACAGCUGCUAAUCGGCAUGCAAAUCCUAGGGUCACACCACGUAAUUUUGUUCAAAAUUUGGCGUUUGUUGUAUACAGGGACCCAGUUAUAUUUAUGAAAGCUGCCCAAGCUGUGUGCCAGAUUGAUAUGGUCGGAGAUAGACCGUAUGUUGUUCUAUUGAAAGACCGUGAGAAGGAAAAGAGCAAGGAAAAAGAUAAAGAUAAGUUGGUUGAAAAGGAUAAAUCAUCAGGUAUUGCCACAAAGAUAACAUCAGGAGACAUGGUUAUGGCAUCUCCUGUAAGUGCCAAAGGGAAACAAUUUGACUUGAGUGCAAGGAGUAUGAAAUCUCAUCGCAAGCCACCACAAACCUUCGUCACUGUUAUUGAGCAUCUAUUAGAUCUAGUAAUGUCCUUUGUCCCACCACCAACAGCUGAGGACCAAUCUGAUGGUUCGUCAUCCAUGGACAUGGAUAUUGAUUCUAGUUCAGCAAAAGGUAAAGGGAAGGCUAUUGCUGUCACACAUGAAGAAUCCAAGCAAGCAAUCCAAGAUGCUACUGCAUCUCUGGCUAAAAACGCAUUUGUCCUAAAGCUUCUCACAGAUGUACUUUUAACUUAUGCUUCAUCAGUUCAAGUUGUUCUUCGCCAUGAUGCUGAGUUGAGCAGCAUGCGGUGUCCUACCCGGACCAGUGGUGGAAUAUUUGAUCAUAUAUUACAGCAUUUCCUUCCACAUGCUACAAAGCAAAAGAAAGAAAGAAAGCCUGAUGGUGAUUGGAGGUACAAAUUGGCAACAAGGGGUAAUCAAUUUUUAGUGGCUUCAUCUAUUCGUUCUCCAGAAGGACGAAAAAGGAUCUGUUCUGAAAUUUGCAGUAUAUUUGUUGAAUUCACAGACAAUUCUACUGGUUCCAAACCUCCAAUGCUGAGGAUGAAUGCUUAUGUUGAUUUGCUCAAUGAUAUUCUGUCAGCUCGCUCGCCAACGGGCUCCUCACUUUCAGCAGAAUCUGUAGUUACAUUUGUUGAGGUUGGCCUUGUCCAGUCUCUGACGAAAACCCUUCAAGUUCUUGAUUUGGAUCAUCCCGAUUCAGCAAAAAUUGUAACUGGUAUUGUCAAGGCUCUUGAAGUGGUUACUAAGGAGCACGUUCAUUUAGCAGAUUUUAAUGCUAAAGGGGAGAACUCAUCAAAGACUGUUUCGGAGCAGAACAAUGUAGAUUCAUCAUCAAAUAGAUUCCAGGUUCUUGACACGACUUCUCAACCAACUGCAAUGGUAACUGAUCACAGGGAAACUUUCAAUGUUGUUCAUGCUUCAAGAAGUUCAGAUUCAGUGGCAGAUGAGAUGGAUCAUGACCGUGAUAUAGAUGGAGGUUUUGCCCAUGAUGGUGAAGAUGAUUUUAUGCAUGAGAUUGCUGAAGACAGAACUGGAAAUGAGUCAACUAUGGAUAUUCGGUUUGAUAUUCCUCGUAAUAGAGAGGAUGAUAUGGCUGAAGAUGAAGAUGACAGUGAUGAAGAUAUGUCAGCAGAUGAUGGUGAGGAGGUUGAUGAAGAUGAUGAUGAUGAGGAAAAUAACAACCUGGAGGAAGAUGAUGCCCAUCAGAUAUCUCAUGCUGAUACGGAUCAGGAUGACCGUGAGAUUGAUGAAGAAGAAUUUGAUGAAGAUCUGCUAGAAGAAGAAGAUGAUGAUGACGAGGAUGAGGAGGGAGUAAUCCUUCGCCUAGAGGAGGGGAUCAAUGGAAUUAAUGUGUUUGACCAUAUUGAGGUUUUCGGGGGGAGCAACAAUGUUUCUGGGGAUACACUGCGUGUAAUGCCAUUGGACAUUUUUGGCACAAGACGGCAAGGCCGCAGUACAUCUAUAUACAAUCUUCUUGGGAGAGCAAGCGACCAAGGUGUACUGGACCACCCACUCUUGGAGGAACCUUCUCUGUUACUUACACAACAGAGGCAGCCAGAAAAUUUAGUUGAGAUGGCUUUCUCUGACCGGAAUCAUGAAAAUAGCUCUUCCCGAUUGGACGCUAUAUUCAGAAGCUUGCGAAGUGGACGGAAUGGACACCGAUUUAAUAUGUGGCUGGAUGAUGGUCCCCAACGCAAUGGAUCUGCCGCCCCUGCAGUACCUGAAGGCAUUGAAGAACUUCUGCUCUCUCAGUUGAGAAGGCCUAUGGCUGAACAUCCUGAUGGGCAGAGCACACCUGCUGCUGGUGCUCAAGUAAAUGAUCCUCCCAGUAAUUUGCACGGACCAGAAACUGAUGCAAGGGAAGGACCAGCAGAACAAAAUGAAAACAAUGAAAACGAUGAUAUUUCUGCAGUAAGGUCUGAGGUGGAUGGCUCUGCAAGUGCUGGUUCUGCACCUCCUCACAGUGAUGAACUUCAAAGAGAUGCAUCCAAUGCUAGUGAGCAUGUCGCAGAUAUGCAAUAUGAACGUAGUGACGCUGCUGUCCGUGAUGUGGAAGCAGUAAGCCAGGCAAGCAGUGGCAGUGGUGCUACUCUAGGGGAAAGCCUCAGAAGUUUAGAUGUGGAAAUUGGAAGUGUUGAAGGACAUGAUGAUGGUGACCGGCACGGGGCUUCAGACAGGACAGCUUUGGGUGAUGUACAGGCAGCUACUCGAUCGCGGAGGCCUUCUGGAAAUGCAGUACCAGUUAGUAGCAGGGACAUAUCAUUGGAGAGUGUUCGGGAGAUCCCCCAAAACACAGUCCAGGAAUCUGAUCAGAAUGCCAGUGAGGGGAAUCAGGAGCCUAACAGGGCUACUGGCACUGACUCAAUUGAUCCUACAUUUUUGGAAGCUCUUCCAGAGGAUUUACGGGCUGAAGUUCUUUCUUCACGUCAAAAUCAAGUGACUCAGACUUCCAGUGAGCAGCCUCAGCAUGAUGCGGACAUUGAUCCUGAAUUCCUUGCUGCACUGCCACCUGAUAUACGUGAAGAGGUUCUAGCUCAACAACGUGCCCAACGGUUGCAACAACAGUCUCAAGAGCUUGAAGGACAACCAGUUGAAAUGGACGCUGUAUCAAUUAUUGCAACCUUCCCUUCGGAAAUACGGGAGGAGGUGCUUUUGACGUCUCCCGAUACCCUACUAGCUACAUUGACACCUGCACUAGUUGCUGAAGCCAACAUGUUGCGGGAGAGAUUUGCUCAUCGCUAUCAUAGCGGCUCACUUUUUGGCAUGAACUCCAGGAACAGGAGGGGAGAGUCCUCUCGUCGUGGUGAUAUCAUUAGUUCAGGCCUUGAUAGAAACACUGGUGAUUCCUCCCGUCAAACGGCCAGCAAGCUAAUUGAAACUGUAGGGACUCCUCUUGUCGACAAGGAUGCUCUCAAUGCUCUUAUUCGAUUACUUCGAGUUGUUCAGCCUAUAUACAAGGGCCAGUUGCAGAGGCUUCUCUUGAACCUUUGUGCUCACCGGGAAAGCAGAAAGUCAUUGGUUCAAAUUCUUGUGGACAUGCUUAUGCUUGAUCUGCAGGGCUCUUCUAAGAAACCAAUUGAUGCAACUGAGCCAUCAUUUAGGCUGUAUGGAUGCCAUGCAAAUAUCACAUAUUCACGCCCUCAAUCCUCAGAUGGUGUGCCACCAUUGGUUUCCCGUCGUGUGCUGGAAACUUUGACAUACCUGGCGAGAAAUCAUCCAAAUGUGGCUAAGCUCUUACUUUUUCUUCAGUUCCCCUACCCACCCACCCGCCAUACUGAAACACUUGAUCAGAGGACUGGAAAGGCUGUCCUUGUGGAAGUCAGGGAACAACAGAAUGCUUUUGCACUCGUUCUACUUUUAACUCUAUUAAAUCAGCCUCUUUAUAUGAGAAGUGUAGCUCAUCUUGAACAGUUACUCAAUCUUCUGGAAGUUGUCAUGCUUAACGCUGAGAAUGAAAUAAAUCAAGCUAAGUUGGAAAGUUCAUCUGAGAGACCGUCUGAACCUGAGAAUGUAACACAAGAUGUCCACGAGGAUGCCAGUGUUGCUGGAUCAUCUGGAGCGAAACCCAAUGCUGAGGAUAGUGGUAAAUCAUCUGCAGAUAAUAUAAAUGGCCUGCAAGCUGUUUUGCAGAGUCUUCCUCAAGCCGAGCUUCGGUUGCUAUGUUCAUUGCUUGCGCAUGAUGGGUUAUCAGACAAUGCAUACCUCCUUGUAGCAGAAGUUCUGAAAAAGAUUGUAGCUUUGGCUCCUUCCAUCUGUUGCCAUUUCAUAAAUGAGCUUGCACGUUCGAUGCAAAAUUUGACUGUUUGUGCCAUGAAUGAGCUUCACUUGUAUGAAGAUUCUGAAAAGGCAAUUCUGAGCACAUCAUCGGCCAACGGCAUGGCAGUUCUAAGAGUUGUGCAGGCCUUGAGUUCUCUUGUCACAUCUCUGCAAGAGAGGAAAGAUCCAGAGCUUCUUGCAGAGAAGGAUCAUUCAGAUGCAUUGUCCCAGAUUUCUGAAAUUAACAUAGCAUUGGAUGCGUUGUGGUUGGAGCUAAGCAACUGCAUAAGCAAAAUAGAGAGCUCUUCAGAAUAUACAUCAAAUUUGAGUCCAGCUUCUGCAAAUGCAACUAGAGUAUCAACUGGUGUAGCACCUCCCUUGCCAGCUGGAACCCAGAAUAUAUUACCGUACAUAGAAUCAUUUUUUGUGACAUGCGAGAAGUUACGUCCAGGACAACCUGAUGCUGUUCAAGAGCCUUCAACAUCUGAUAUGGAGGAUGCUUCAACAUCUAGUAGUGGGCAAAAAUCAUCUUCAAGUCACACCAGUCUUGAUGAGAAGCACACUGCUUUUGUUAAAUUCUCAGAGAAACACAGAAGACUGUUAAAUGCUUUUAUCCGACAAAACUCUGGGUUGCUUGAAAAAUCAUUCUCUCUGAUGUUGAAGGUCCCUCGCCUGAUUGAUUUUGACAACAAGCGUGCAUAUUUCCGCUCUAAAAUUAAGCAUCAGCAUGACCAUCAUCACAGUCCUGUUAGAAUUUCUGUCCGACGGGCAUACAUUUUGGAAGACUCCUAUAAUCAGCUUAGGAUGCGUUCACCACAGGACUUAAAGGGUAGACUCACUGUUCAUUUCCAAGGAGAAGAAGGCAUUGAUGCUGGUGGACUCACAAGAGAGUGGUAUCAGUUGCUAUCACGAGUGAUUUUUGACAAGGGCGCCCUUCUAUUCACGACAGUUGGAAAUGACUUGACAUUUCAACCAAACCCUAACUCUGUGUAUCAGACUGAACACCUCUCAUAUUUCAAAUUUGUUGGACGAGUGGUUGGAAAAGCUCUCUUUGAUGCCCAACUUUUGGAUGUCCAUUUCACUAGAUCUUUCUACAAGCACAUACUUGGUGCCAAGGUUACUUACCAUGAUAUUGAAGCCAUUGAUCCUGCUUACUACAGAAACCUGAAGUGGAUGCUUGAGAAUGACAUAAGUGAUGUCCUGGACCUCACAUUUAGCAUGGAUGCAGAUGAAGAGAAGCUGAUAUUGUAUGAGAAAGCUGAGGUAACUGAUUGUGAGUUGAUUCCUGGAGGGCGUAAUAUUAGGGUCACUGAGGAGAACAAGCAUGAAUAUGUGGAUAGGGUAGCAGAGCAUCGCUUAACCACCGCAAUUAGACCUCAGAUUAAUGCUUUCAUGGAAGGAUUUAAUGAGCUCAUUCCUCGCGAGCUAAUAUCCAUUUUUAACGACAAAGAGUUUGAACUGCUAAUCAGUGGACUCCCAGAUAUUGACUUGGAUGACCUAAAGGCAAAUACCGAGUACUCUGGCUACAGCAUAGCUUCUCCAGUUAUUCAAUGGUUCUGGGAAAUUGUCCAAGGUUUCAGCAAGGAGGACAAAGCUCGAUUCCUCCAGUUCGUUACAGGCACUUCAAAGGUACCUCUGGAGGGUUUCAGUGCGCUUCAAGGAAUAUCUGGGCCACAACGGUUCCAGAUACACAAGGCGUACGGCAGCACCAACCAUCUUCCCUCUGCUCAUACUUGCUUUAACCAACUGGACUUGCCUGAGUAUACAUCCAAAGACCAGCUGCAGGAGAGGUUGCUAUUGGCUAUUCAUGAGGCAAAUGAAGGGUUUGGAUUUGGUUAAUCUGUCAUUCCCGCACUUGUGCAUUCGCUGUUGGGUAUUUGUACAGAUAGUACGGGAGUUACAAUAGGCAAGUGGGAACGUGUGCUUGCUUGUUCCACAGCCUGCUAGAUCCCACUAGUUGGCAGCAUGAAGCAUCAGCCUUAGUCACUACCAGGAGGUUCUCCAUAUUUGUUGGGAAAUGGCUGAGAUCUUCCAUAAUCAGUGCAAACAAGUUACUGCAAAGAAUGUGCAGUGAGGAGUGGGAGUUUAAACAGACACCAACUAUUUGAUGUUCAUAAUAUUGUUUUUCUUCAUUGUCAGCUUUGGCGGUUGCCCUGUUAAAAUGUUGUCUUGUUUACAUUGGAUUUAAUGGAAGAUCUUUUGAACUCUUUUGCCA
Molecule: messenger RNA, 11619 nt
Organism: Hordeum vulgare subsp. vulgare (domesticated barley)
Lineage: Eukaryota; Viridiplantae; Streptophyta; Magnoliopsida; Poales; Poaceae
Product: E3 ubiquitin-protein ligase UPL1-like
Exons: 16
Coding region: 225-11243 (3672 amino acids)
Biological process (GO): positive regulation of protein catabolic process; proteasome-mediated ubiquitin-dependent protein catabolic process; protein polyubiquitination
Molecular function (GO): protein binding; ubiquitin-protein transferase activity
Source: RefSeq, a predicted model, not a curated record